GUCUAUUGUUCAUUUAUGUUCAACACAUUGUGAGAACGGUGAACAUGUGUAAUAUCAGUGUGUAAUAUUUAACUAAAACGUGUUAAAAUGCCUACUCCAGACAAAAUACUUAUGCGAAAGAUUAAGAAUCGUGAAAAGAAGAAGUUGAAGCUUAUAAAAAAGAAAACUAAUGAUGCAUCCGAAGAAACACCAGAAGUUGAAAACAAACCAGUAAAAGAGGUAAAGAAAAGGCCACGUGAAGACAAUGAAAAGGCGGUACCAACUAAAAAACAAAAGAAGGUAAAGAAAGAAAUCAAAACUGAACCAGAUCCGGUGAAAGAGGAACCAUCUUCAGAGAACAGUGGUUCUGAUUCUGACGAUGAAGAAAUUGCUGAAAGUGGAGCUGAAAAUAAUGAUAACUCUGAGAGCCAAUUGCCCGGUUCCAGUUUAUGCCUCGGCAUAUUAUCAGAUCAAAAAUUCACUGCACUUGAAGGGAAAGUCUGUGAAUCCACUUUGAUGGGGAUUAAGGACAUGGGAUUCACCACCAUGACAGAGAUCCAGUCUAAAGCUAUACCACAUUUACUUGAAGGCAGGGAUCUAGUAGGAGCAGCUAGGACAGGAUCGGGAAAAACUCUGGCUUUCUUAAUACCAGCUAUUGAUCUUAUUUAUAAACUGAAGUUUAAGCCUAGGAAUGGUACUGGAGUGAUAAUCUUGUCUCCUACAAGAGAAUUGGCCAUGCAAACAUUUGGAGUAUUAAUGGAAUUAAUGAAGUAUCAUCAUCAUACUUAUGGGUUGGUUAUGGGAGGUGCUAAUAGAAGUACUGAAGCACAAAAGCUUUCUAAAGGUAUCAACAUCCUAGUGGCUACACCAGGUCGACUUUUAGAUCAUUUGCAGAACACACCAGAUUUUCUUUACAAGAAUUUGCAAUGUCUUGUCAUUGAUGAAGCUGACAGGAUCUUGGAGAUUGGUUUCGAAGAAGAAGUUAAGCAGAUCAUUAAACUUCUUCCAAAACGUCGUCAAACCAUGAUGUUCAGUGCCACACAGACGAAGAAGAUUGAGGCUUUGACGGCGCUAGCGGUAAAACACGAACCAGUUUACGUAGGAGUGGAUGACCAUAGAGAACAGGCUACCGUUGACUCUCUAGAACAAGGUUACAUUGUAUGCCCCUCUGAGAAGCGAAUGAUGGUGUUAUUCACAUUCCUAAAGAAGAAUAGGAAGAAAAAGGUCAUGGUUUUCUUCUCAACCUGCAUGUCAGUCAAAUAUCAUCAUGAGCUGUUCAAUUACAUUGAUCUACCUGUCAUGUCUAUCCACGGCAAGCAACAACAAACGAAACGUACGACAACCUUCUUCCAAUUCUGCAACGCCGAGUCCGGUAUACUACUGUGUACGGAUGUAGCGGCCAGAGGCCUGGAUAUACCAGCGGUCGACUGGAUCGUACAGUACGACCCGCCAGAUGAUCCUAAGGAAUAUAUCCAUCGCGUCGGCAGAACUGCACGAGGUCUUGGAACUAGUGGCCACGCAUUACUGUUUCUUCGCCCUGAAGAGCUUGGUUUCCUCAGGUUCUUGAAACAGUCCAAGGUUACGCUCAAUGAGUUCGAGUUUUCUUGGAAUAAGAUUGCAGAUAUACAGCUACAGCUCGAGAAGUUGAUAUCAAGAAACUACUUCUUAAACCAGUCUGCAAAGGAAGCGUUUAAGAGUUACUUGAGGGCCUACGAUUCACAUCAUCUCAAGACAAUAUUCGAUAUCGACACCAUCGAUAUGGCUAAAGUGUCCAAGUCUUUCGGUUUUACGGUCCCACCCGCCGUUGAACUGAAAGUAGCAAGCAAAGGACCCCCGCAGAAGAGGAAAGGAGGCGGCGGAUACGGAUACUUCAAAUCAUUAAACGCCCCCAACAACUUCAAACAAAAGGCAGAGAAAACUAAAAUGUACAGGCAGAAAGGCAACAACAAAAGAAAUAACAGCUAGUUUAUAAGAUAAAAUAAAUCGCUUUUAUUUUAAA
Trichoplusia ni (cabbage looper) is the source of this 1978-nucleotide messenger RNA. RefSeq names its product probable ATP-dependent RNA helicase pitchoune (gene pit). Gene Ontology annotation, cellular component: nucleolus. The transcript is spliced from 11 exons. Gene Ontology annotation, biological process: maturation of LSU-rRNA from tricistronic rRNA transcript (SSU-rRNA, 5.8S rRNA, LSU-rRNA). Gene Ontology annotation, molecular function: RNA helicase activity; ATP binding; nucleic acid binding. The coding region runs from base 88 to 1944 and encodes 618 amino acids. The record is from RefSeq and is a predicted model, not a curated record. NCBI's taxonomy places the organism in Eukaryota, Metazoa, Arthropoda, Insecta, Lepidoptera, Noctuidae.